AUGCGUGACGGUGGGCUUGGGAAGUUACAAAGGAGGAUGAGACGAUUUGGCGAUACAUUGAACCCGGAUGAUGCGUAUCUAAGUUACCAUGAUGUUCGAUUAACACGAGGGGACAUGCAGUCGCUGAAGAAUGACUGGCUGACCGACAAUGUCAUCUCCUUCUGGGAGGAAUACCUUGAACACGAAUUCCUUGUGCAAUACAGGUCCUCCAAUAUCGUCCUCCUUCGACCGAGCAUGUCAUUCAUGAUCUUGCAGACGCCAAACCCGCAUUCUCUGCGUGAAGCCCUCCCCGAUUUUUCUCGAACCACGCAUGUCUUCCUCCCGAUCAACGAUUGUCGCAAUGUCACGGAAGCAGAGGGAGGCACACACUGGUCAUUACUGUUGAUUUCAAUUGUGGACGGGAUAGCGUUCCACUAUGAUUCGCUGCCCCCGGGGAAUUUCUGGGAGGCGCGGACGGUGACUAUGAAAUUCGCGGCACUACUAGGACGACCCAUCAACUAUGUUCAUCUGGAGGAUUCGCCAGUACAGGAGAACGGAAGUGACUGUGGCGUUUUUGUUUGUUUGAGCAUGCGCCAUUUGUUACUGAAGAGAUUGCUCACUGCCAACGCCAAUGAGAAAGUUAGCAUGAGUCUUGGUGGGCGGAAGGUUGAUGCUCGGUCGGGACGCAAGGAAAUGGCCAAGAUCAUUGAAGGCUUCCGAAAGGAGGGCGAGAGACGGAGAUCCGAGUCUAAGCCCCCUGGGCAAGAAGUCAACGAGUCCUCCACGGAUUGA
Aspergillus niger is the source of this 771-nucleotide messenger RNA. RefSeq lists its product as uncharacterized. Bases 1 to 771 code for a protein of 256 amino acids. The transcript is spliced from 7 exons. The record is from RefSeq and is a predicted model, not a curated record. Gene Ontology annotation, biological process: proteolysis. Lineage: Eukaryota; Fungi; Ascomycota; Eurotiomycetes; Eurotiales; Aspergillaceae. Gene Ontology annotation, molecular function: cysteine-type peptidase activity; deNEDDylase activity.